AUGGGUCUGCAAACAGAAAAGGAAAAAGAUAAGGAAAUUCAAAAAAACUAUUUUAAAAUAUGUAGUAAAAAAUUUGAAACAGAUGAAUUAGAAGUUUUAAAAAAGAUUUAUAAGGAGUUAGGUAGUCGAUCUGGAUCUAAUUAUAUAGAUAAGGAAACUUUUCUUCAAUUUUUUCCUUUGCCUGGAUUAUGGGGGGAGAGAUUAUUUUUAAAGUUUAAUUUUAAAAAUACUGGGUAUAUAGAUUUUGAGGAAUUUAUAAUAGGAAUUGCUAUAUGUUGUAGAGGAACAAAGAGUGACAAAAUAAAUGUACUUUUUGAUAUUUUUGACUUAAAUUCAGAUGGAUAUAUUCAAAAAUCAGAGAUGGUGGCUAUGCUUUCAAAUAUUCCUUAUAUUCAUAAAUUAAAAAAUGUGUUUUUUAAUAAAGAAAAUAGAAAAAAUAUAUAUGAUGAAGAAUACAGUGAUAUUGAUAAUAAUAAAUUAGCCCACAAUAAAAAUAGUGAGGAAAAUAAUAUAAUUAAUUGUGUUAAAUGUUCAAAUCAAAGAAAUCAGAUAUUAACUCAUAAUAAUUUAUUAAAUGAUAAUGAAUUAUCGAAAAACUUAGGAAAGGAAGAAAAAUACGAAUAUGAAAAUUUCAUCAAUGACACAAGUAUUGAACAGCAUGAAAAUAAUUUUUUAAGUAUUGAUAAAAAAUCAAAAAAAGAAAAAUCAAAAUAUUCUAAGAAAUAUUCUAUCUAUAAAAAUGAAAGUGAUGAUACUAACUCAUCGUCUAGUAGUGCUACUAGUGAUUUUGUUAAUGAUUCAGAUUAUUCAAAUAAAUGUAAAAAGAAUUCUAAAAAUGAAACAAGAAAAAAUUUAUCAAAAUGUUUAACAAAAUAUAAAAGUGCAAAUAUUACAUGUUUAUCAUCAACUACUGAUAGUUCAACUAGUAACGAUACUAGUUCUCAUUUGAAUAAUGGAGAUUGUAAUAGUUUUAGUUCAAAUAAGGAUCAGAGAGAUUUAUGUUCUAGUUAUUCCUCUGAUUCUUUUAUUAGUAUUUAUGGUUAUUUAAUUAAAAAUAAAAAGAAGAAAAGAGAAAAAAAAAAAUAUAGAGAAGAGAUAGAAGCAAAAAAAAGUAAAGAGGAAACAGAUGAAGAAAUAGAAGAAUGUGAAACAAAAGAAAUAGAAAAUGAAGAAAUGCAAAAAGAUCAUAAUGAGGAAAAAGAGAAAGAUGAAUAUGGAAAACAUAAAAAUGAUUUAAAGAAAUAUAAAGGAAAAAAAUAUAGUAAAAGGGAUAAUAUAAAUAUUUAUAAAAAAGAGAAAAAAAAAGAACAGAAGAAAAAGAAACAUUUUUUAAAUGAGUAUUGUUUACCAUCAAAAACAGCUAGAAACAUAUUAAAUGAUGAAGAAAAUAAUGAAUUAUCUGAUAAAAAUGUUGAUGUUGAUGAAAUUGUUGACAUUAUGUUAGAAGAAUGUGAAUUUUUAGAUAAUGAUAAGAUAACUCUUAUACAAUUUAAAAGUAUUAUUUAUAAGUAUGAUUUUUUCUUAUAUAUAUUUUUUAGUUGUUUACAUGAAGAUAUAUGGGGAUUGCAAGGGAAUGUAUUAUAUGGAAGAGAUUAUAUAAGCAAUUUUGUUAUAAAAUCAGAAAACUUUAAUAAUAAUGAAAUUGAAGAUAAUGGAGAAGUAAUAACAGAAGAGUUAUAUUUUAAAAUAAGGCAACUUUUUAUAGUUCAAGCCCCAGAUUAUGAUUGUGUGAAUGAUAACCUAUGUGUGAAUUUUUUAAACAAAAAAAAUUUAGAAAAAGAGGAUAUUGAAAAAAGAGAAACAUUGAUAUCGGAUUAUGAUAAGGAAAAAAGUGAAUUAAUGCAUAAAAAAAAAUCAAAAAAUGAAAAUUGCAACAAAUUAGUUAAUUUUAUUAAUAGUAAAAUAAAAAAUGAUGAAAAUAUAGGUGAAUCUGAGAAUACUAAAGAAAGCAAAGAUGUAAGUGAAAAAAAGGAGGUAAAUGAGACUAACUAUACUUUUUUUAAAAAAGAGAAUAAUAGCUUAAAAAACCAAACAACAUGCAUUAAAGAGAAAGAAAAUUUUGUAAAAAAUGAAAAAACAGAAAAUUAUAUUAAUGGAGCUAAUCAAACUGAUAAAAAGAAUGAUGAUACAAAUAUAAUUAAAAAAGAAAGUACAAAAAAUGAAAAUAAAAAAGAAGAUAACAUUGAAAAUGAUGUUACCAAUGAAAAAGAAAUAGACGAAAGAGAUUUAGAAAAAAAGAAUAUUAAAUACAUUAAAAAAAAACAUGCAGAGAGUGAAUUACUCAAUUCUGUAAAUAAUGAAUUAAUAAUAAAUCAAAAUAAUCAUGAUUUAAUAGAUUUAAAAAAUAAACCCAGUGAUAUUAGUGAAAAAAAUGAAUUAAAUAGUAACACAAAUUCUAAACAAAAUUAUCUGCAAUUCUUUAAUAAAAAUGAUAUUCAUCGAUUAUGUAAAGAAAUAGAUCUUUUAAAUGAUGAAAAAUAUAUUAUAAAAAAUGGAAAUUCUCAGAUGAAUGAACAUAUUUUACAUUUAGAAAAAGGAAGAGAAGAUAUCAUAAAUAUUAUUAUGAAUAAUGGUGAUAAUAAGAUUGCAAAGGAUAAUAUGGAAGAAAAAAAUUACAGUGUUAUUCAGAAUAAUAUAAAUAUAUUAGAAAAUAAAAAUAUAGACUAUAAUAAAACAAUAGAAAGUAACGUAAAUAAAAUAAAUAACACGAGUGAAAGUAAUAAUAAUAUUAAUAAUACUAAUAAUAUUGAGGAUAAUAAAAAUAAAACUAAUUAUGAAUGUGAUUUCAAUUUAUUAACAAACUCACUUAAUGAUAUAUUCUCCAAAGAAAUUGUAGAAUUUAUUCAAGCAUCAAAAAUUAGUUUCAAUAUAAAUGAUGUUUGCAAAGAGAGAAGUUUACAACAAAAAGUGAAGUAUAAGAAAACAAAAAGAAAUAUUGAAAAAGUAAAAUGUUAUCCUAUUACUUCUUUAAAUAGCCAGAAAAAAAAAAAAUAUCCUUCUGAUAAAAUUGCAGUAGAUACGAAUGUAAAAAAUGAAAAAAAAGAAAAAGAUGAAAUAGAAAAGGAAUGUGAAGAAUGUUCUAAAGAAGUGAUUAAAGAUAAUUUAAUACUUAAAAAUAAAAUUUACAAAACUCUUAACCAUAUUGAAUUGAAUGAUAUUUCAAAUAAUAAUCUCUUAAUAAAUGAUAAAAAGAACGAAGAAAAUAUAAAGGAUAUAAAUGAGGAAUAUUUAGAAAAGGAAAAUGUUCUUUUAGUUAAUGAAGCAAUAAAGAAAAAUUUAUCGGAAUGUAAAAUACAAAAUGUAAAGGAGAUAAAUGAAUCUGAACAAAUUGAGUUGCAUAAUAAAAAAAGUGACGCAGGUGACUCCACUUCUUUAAAUAAGAUAAAUGAAAAAAAGGAAGAAAUGAAUGAAGAAAAAGGAAGAGGAGAUAAUAGUUGUAAUUUUAAUGUGGAGAUUGAAAAUAGGAGUGUUUUAGAAAAAGAAGACCUUAAUAAAAAAGAAAAAGUGGAAGGAGAAGUAAAAGAAAAUAAUUUUUUACAUGAAGAAUGUAGUUGUGGAAUGUUAAGAAGUAAGGAAGAUAAUAUAAAAAAGGAGAUCAGUAGUAAUAAUACUAUAAAUAAAAUUGAUUCCUUUAAAAAAGAUGAAUGUUCAAGUGAUGAUAAUGAAAGUAGUUUUUUAAAAAAAAAAAAGAAAAAAAAGUAUGAGUUGACAAAAAAGCAUGUAAAAGAUAUUAAUUUAUAUUCUUGCCCCAAUUGUAAAGGUCCUUUUUUAAUGUGUCCUAACUGUCACAAUAGAUAUCCUAGAUUCUGUGUGAACGAUAAUAAGAUUGCAAUGGAAUGUGAAUAUUGUGAUUGUGAAAAUUGUUAUUUUUAUAAUUGUAUUUAUUGCAAUUUUGAUUUUCAAAAAUGUUUGGAUAUGAUUAAAAAGAAUUCUCUUAAAGAAGGUAUACUAUAUAAAAUUGGAAAGCAUCUUCAUCAAUUUAAAGCAAGAUAUUAUAUUUUAUUUGAUAAUUUAUUAUAUUAUUAUGAUAAAAAAAGAAACUUAAAACCAAGAGGAUUUAUGUUUUUAGAAGGAUGUUAUGUGGAAAAAAUAUCUAAAAAUGAGCAUAUAAAUAAGUAUGGUUUUUCUAUUUGUCAUAAGGGAACAAAGCAAGUUCAAAAGAGAAAUUUGUAUGUAAAUAGUUAUGAAGAAAGGGAAGAAUGGUUACAAGCAUUAUAUUCAUCAACAAAACAAAACACUUUAUAUAAUUUAUAUGAAUUACAUGAACAGCUAGGUCAGGGAAAAUUUUCUACUGUAUAUAGGGGAAUAAAUAAACAAACAAAUUCUGAAUUUGCAAUAAAAGUAAUUGAUAAAAGGUCAGUUUCUAUAUAUGAAAAAGAGUUAUUAAGAAGUGAAAUUUCUAUAUUAAGAUUACUUAGACAUCCAAAUGUAAUUUAUUUAAAAGAAAUUAUUAACACUAAGGAAACAUUGUACAUUUCAAUGGAAUUAGUAAAGGGAGGAGAGUUAUAUGAUUUUUUAUUAACAGAAACAAGAUUAAGUGAAAUUCAUGCGAAUAAAAUUAUCUCUCAGUUAAUUAAGACAGUUGCAUAUUUACAUAGGUGUGGUAUUAUACAUCGUGAUAUAAAGCCAGAAAAUAUUUUAUUAACAGAUAAAUCAAGGGAUGCUCAGAUAAAAUUAACAGAUUUUGGAUUAUCAACUCUGUGUGCUCCAAAUGAAUUAUUAAAAGAGCCAUGUGGAACAUUAGCUUAUGUUGCUCCUGAAGUUAUAACCUUACAAGGAUAUAAUCACAAAGUAGAUGCUUGGUCAAUAGGAAUAAUUUUAUAUUUACUUUUAAGUGGAAAAUUACCAUUUCCAAUUAAUAAAAAUACUGAAAUGAAUAUUCAGAAAAAUUACAUUUUAAAUUUUAAAGAUAAUAUAUGGAAGAAUAUAUCUUCGUCAGCUAAAGAUUUGAUUUCCAAAUUAUUGGAGUUAAAUGUAGAAAAGAGAAUUUCAGCUAAUGAAGCAUUAGAACACAUUUGGAUAAAAAAUCCAACUGCUGUUAUUAAUGAAAAUUCAGUUAUUUACAAAAAUGAAGAGAUAAAUAUUUUAAAUUUACAAGAUGUUAGUGUUAGUACUUUUAAUAUACCAAAAUAUACUCAAUACCAUAUUGAAGAAGAAAAAAAUAAUGAAGAAAAUGAGAAUAAAAAUGUUUUUAAUUUUUAUCCAAGUGAAAUUAUAUGUGAAGAUGAUGAUUCUAAUGAUGAUCCUGUUAUCCCUUUGCCAUAUAGCAGUGCACCUUUAAAAGAAAAUACUUUGGAGAAAAAAAAUUUGAUGAAUCAGUCAAAAUCAUCAUCUUUCAAUAAAGAAGAUAUUUUAGAUGAAGAUUUCAAAAAAAUAAAUCCAGAUCAAAAUAAUAAUAAUAAUAAUCAGAAUAAUAUUUCUACUAAUAUAUAUUGUAAUAAUAACGAAAAUGAACAAAAUUCAAAAGAUAUAUAA
Molecule: messenger RNA, 5475 nt
Organism: Plasmodium gallinaceum
Lineage: Eukaryota; Apicomplexa; Aconoidasida; Haemosporida; Plasmodiidae
Gene: CDPK7
Product: calcium-dependent protein kinase 7, putative
Exons: 2
Coding region: 1-5475 (1824 amino acids)
Biological process (GO): protein autophosphorylation; intracellular signal transduction; peptidyl-serine phosphorylation
Cellular component (GO): cytoplasm; nucleus
Molecular function (GO): ATP binding; calcium/calmodulin-dependent protein kinase activity; calcium-dependent protein serine/threonine kinase activity
Source: RefSeq, a predicted model, not a curated record